GACCUAUUUGAACACGUGAUCAGAAGCUCCGCCCACUUGCAAACCAUCAGCAGGAAGAGACGCUAUAAUCUCUCUCUCCUCUGAUAAACAAAAACAAACACAAAUGCAGCCGCCAGCAUGAAGAAACGCGCGUUAGAGGAGUAUUGUUAAGUCUUUGAUUCUCGAGUUUGUUCAGAACUAAGAGAGAGAGAAGCGUCAUUAAAGUGAAAGUGAAACCGCGGUUUAAAUGUCUUCGCAAGCGGAAUACGACUACAUCUGCCCGGUGUGUCAUGAAGUCUUCCGUGUCCCCGUUAUCUUACCGUGCGGUCACAGCUUCUGCCAGCGGUGUGUCCGUCAGUUCUGGAGCGGCAGGAGGGCUCGGGAGUGUCCGGUGUGCAGGAGAUCUUGCAGACAUCUUCAGCCGGUGGUGAACCUGGCGCUGAAGAACCUGUGCGAGGAGUUUGAGACGCGGAGGAAACGCAGCAGACCAGAGGACAUGUGCGGUUUACACCAAGAGAAGCUCAAACUCUUCUGUCUGCAGGAUAAUCAGCCCGUGUGUGUGGUGUGUUUCACUUCUCAACAGCACGACCAGCACACACUCAGACCCGUCGCUGAAGCUGCUGCACCCCGCAAGGAUCAGCUGAGUGCAGCACUGAAGAUCUUACAGGAGAAACUGCAGCACAGAGAGAAGACUAAAGAGGAGCUCCAGAAAACACUCCAGCACAUCAGGGCUCAGGCGGAGCAGACGGAGCGUCAGAUCAGACUGCAGUUCCAGAAGCUCCAUCAGUUUCUCCGUGAUGAAGAAGAAGCUUCAGUGUCUGCUGUGAGGGAGGAAGAGGAGGAGAAGCAGCAGAUGAUGAAGGAGAAGCUGGAGGACAUCAAUAAACACAUCUCAGAUCUCUCACACGCCAUCAGAGACACGGAGGAGAGCAUGAGCCGCAGCAGCAUACGCUUUCUACAGGAGUUCACAGUGUCGAUGGAGAGAGUCCAGAUUUCUCCGCCUGAUCCACAGAUCCCUGCUGGAGCUCUGAUCAAUGAGUCUCGACACCUGGGGAACCUGAUGCACAGAGUCUGGAGGAAGAUGGAGAACAUCGUCCAGCACACUCCUGUGGUUCUGGACCCGAACACGGCUCAUCCAGAUCUGCUGGUGUCUGCUGACCUGAGCAGUGUGAGAUGGAGCUGGAGCAAACGGGCUCUCCCUGAUAAUGCGGAGCGAUUCGACCACCACCCCUGUGUUCUGGCCUCAGAAGGCGUCCGCUCGGGCACUCUCAGCUGGGCAGUGGAGGUCAGACAGAGCUCAGACUGGACUCUGGGGGUCACCACAGAGCUCAACCAGAGGAAGGGCUGGGAUUUCUUCAGCGCUGACGUCUGGAGCGUGUGCUAUGAUGAGUACAGCGUGUCCGAGCGGCCCGUGUUCGGGGUCCGGGUGAAGCAGCGGCUGGAGCGAGUGCGUGUGGAUCUGGACUAUGAUGGAGGAACCAUCAGCUUCUCUGAUGCGGUCAAUAACACACACAUACACACCUUCAGCUCCAACUUCACACACACACUCAUUCCGUUCUUCAGCUGUUACACCAUAUUCAAUCUCAAGAUCUUACCGUCGAAUAGUCAACAACAGCUCAAUACUAAUGCAGAACUUACUCCUUAAAGAGACAGUACACACAAAAAUGACAGCUUACUGAGUAUUUACUCUCCCUCAAGUGCUUCCAAACCUGAAGUUUCUUUCUUCUGUUGAACACAAAGCAAGAUAUUUCGAGAAAGCUGAAACCAUUGACUUCUAUAGGAAAAGCAAAGACUAUGGAAGCAAUAGUUACAGGUUUUUGGCUUUCUUCAGAAUAUUUUCUUUUGUGUUCAACAGAAGAAAGAAACUCAUAAAGGUUUGGAAUGAGUAAAGUGUGAGUAAAUGAGGACAGAUUUUCAGUUUUUGGGUGAGAUGUGCCUUUAAAGCAGGUAUUCACCUCUUGAAGUUAAUGUUGACCAUCAGCUUUUGGGUUUCCAGCAUUUUUCAAAAUAUGUCUAUUAGUUUGUUCAUCAGAACAGGUUUUGAUCAAGUGGAGGGAGAAUUUUCUGAACAUUAUCACAUCUGUGUUGUUUGAAACUAGGGCUGGGAUAAUAUAUUGAUUUAUUGCGAUUUGAGAAAUGAUUCUGAAAUGUUCUGAAGGCAUUGCAAUUCUUUCUUAAAUAUAUUCUGAGUUUAGUUUUUACCACCUGCUGGUAAAAUGAUCCUAGAGCACCGUCUGCUGGAAAAAACUAUGCUAGAGCACCGUCUGCUGGUAAUAACUAGCCUAGAGCACCGUCUACUAGUAAAAACGAUCCCAGAGUACCGUCUGCUGGUAAAAACUAGCCAAGAACACCGUCUGCUGGUAAAAACAAUCCUAGAUGGCCAUCUGCUGGUAAUAACUAGCCUAGAGCACCAUCUGCUGGUAAAAACUAGCUUAAAACGUCAUUUGCUUGUAAAAACUAGCCUUAAACGCUGUCUGCUGGUAAAAAAAAAAAA
Messenger RNA from Danio rerio (zebrafish), 2473 nucleotides. The record is from RefSeq and is a predicted model, not a curated record. NCBI's taxonomy places the organism in Eukaryota, Metazoa, Chordata, Actinopteri, Cypriniformes, Danionidae.